AUGGAGUUUGAUGAUGUUCUGAGUUAUGUCGGCCAGUUUGGGAGGUACCAAUGCCUGUUGUAUUGUGGGAUAGCGUGCGCGAUCAUCACAACUGCUUUGAGGGACUUGAGUGUGGUGUUUACAUUGGAUAUACCCGAUUACAGAUGCGCCAUCCCCGGCCUAGAGAACGACACCUUCAACAACCAAAAUGGCUCCCAUCUAUACCUCAUCAACGUCACGAUCCCAGCAGACGACAAGUGCAAUAUCUACACCAAUAUCACCGGGCUAAACGGGACAGUUCAAGAGGAGGAAUGUUCUGCCUGGGUCUACGAUAAAACCAUUUAUCAGACUACAGUAGCUACUGAUUUUGAUUUGGUGUGUAACAAGACCAUCCUAUCAACAGUCAUUAACAUGAUCUAUGGUUUUGGAGGAUUAUUCGGGGCACUUUUCGGUGGGAAACUCACAGACAAAUUCGGUCGGAAGAUAGUGUGGGUUACGUCAUGUGUAGGCUUGGGUGUCGCAGGGGUGGCAUUCAGUCUGUCCACCAAUAUCUACAUGUUGAUGGCGUUCCGAGUAUUUGAGGGUGUGUUCGGUGUACCGGCGUACAUGUCGACCUUUACCUACGGUAAGCACAGGUGA
This is a messenger RNA of Lineus longissimus, 618 nucleotides long. RefSeq names its product solute carrier family 22 member 19-like. Gene Ontology annotation, biological process: transmembrane transport. Gene Ontology annotation, molecular function: transmembrane transporter activity. The transcript is spliced from 4 exons. The coding region runs from base 1 to 618 and encodes 205 amino acids. NCBI's taxonomy places the organism in Eukaryota, Metazoa, Nemertea, Pilidiophora, Heteronemertea, Lineidae. The record is from RefSeq and is a predicted model, not a curated record.